Molecule: messenger RNA, 1008 nt
Organism: Pleurotus ostreatus (oyster mushroom)
Lineage: Eukaryota; Fungi; Basidiomycota; Agaricomycetes; Agaricales; Pleurotaceae
Exons: 3
Coding region: 1-1008 (335 amino acids)
Source: RefSeq, a predicted model, not a curated record
AUGGCAGAGUUUGCAUCUCAACUCAGUCAACAGCCAGCGAGCACGCCAGCCACACCGGCACCCUCAGCGACUCAGUAUCUGAUUGCUACGCACACGGCACCCACCCCACCAGUUUCUAGCAUGACAUCACGCAGUAUCGGCCCAGUUUCAACGGCAAGCUCAGCAACGCUAUCGCCGACGAGCAGCUCAGGUCUCAGUAACGAGGUUAAACCAGCUAACGCCACUCGACUGUUAGAGUCAGUAUUGACACAAGAAGAACUUCAGCAUUGGUCCAGUAGCGAACACCACGAGAUCGUCGACAAUCGCCCUCAGCAAGCGCCGAUCCAGCUAACGUUAAAGGAACUAAUCAGUAUUGCACCAGAUAUAUGCAAGGAGCUAUGCAAACGACUACAAGCGAAGCCAAUAACCGACGAAAGGACCUCAGAAAGCGGACCCACGAAGUAUCACGAACCGCUGCCACCCCAAGUACCUCUAGACGACGACGAUAACGACGACAACUAUGACUAUGAAGCGGCUGUUAAGGCACUCUACCAAAUGGAUGACGGAGAUGCGCCGACGCCUCCAAACGACGACAACAACGACUAUGGAGCAGCUAUCGCGGACCUUUACCAAACGGACGACGAAACACCACUGCCACCUCGAAUUACCCUCUCGCUUCACAACGCCACGGCAAUAGCAUGGCCAUCCGAAACAUUAGGGAUUCAGCACAAAUCAGUCUCAGCAUCCCGCAAGGAUACGAACACCAGCACCAUCAUCAUUCAAGAAUACGGCCACUGUCAUAUCGUCAAACACGCACUCUACGGCACUCAGGACAAUGGUACUCAAGACGACAGCUACACAAGUGGUGUCCGCCUGAACGAAGUCAUUCAACGCACGACAACAACAGCUAAUGACUCGCCGCCACACACACCACUCAACUCGCAACAGGUUAACGGAAACUCGCCUCACGACAAUCUCUCCACGCCACCACCCUCUCCCCCACAUUCGCUUCACCUUCCCCAUCGUUAG